AUGCAGACUGGUCGGAUUAGCCAAGCAGUUUGCAGGUAUCGUCCUCUGAUCCGAGCACUAUCCACACCAAGAAAUGUCCAUAAUCUGGCGUGCAACAGCUGCUUCAAAUCACAAAGCCAUACAGACUAUCUGAUUCACCUGACAAGGCGUGCUUUUGCUGUGUCUACCUUCAAGCAUGGAGGAACUGUCCUCUAUAGACAAGAACUUGUGAGUGUUAAGCGAGUAGUGGUCAAACUUGGAAGUGCAGUUAUUACCAGAGAUGAUGAAUGUGGUAUUGCUCUUGGACGACUGGCUUCAAUUGUGGAACAGGUUUCUGAACUCCAGAAUCAAGGAAAGGAAGUGUUGAUGGUGACCAGUGGAGCAGUGGCCUAUGGCAAACAAAAAUUGCGUCAGGAGAUCCUCAUGUCAAUGAGUAUGCGACAGACCAUGACCCUGGCUAACUAUGAAUCCAAAGCUACAGGAAAAUCCUUGAUUGAACCACGUGCAUGUGCAGCAACUGGACAAAGUGGUCUGAUGUCUCUCUAUGAACAAAUGUUUAUACAAUAUGGAGUAAGAACAGCUCAGGUGUUGGUGACAAAGCCAGACUUCAGUAAUGAUGAGAGUCGCAAAAACCUGCAUAGCACUUUGUCAGAAUUGAUACGACUGAAUAUUAUUCCAAUUUUGAAUGCAAAUGAUGCUGUAGCACCUCCUCCAGAACAAGACAAAGAUCUGGCUGGGGUAAUCAGUCUAAAAGACAAUGAUAGUUUGGCUGCCAGACUUGCAGUUGAAAUGGAUGCUGAUCUUUUGAUUUUGAUGUCUGAUGUUAAUGGAUUAUACACAAGCCCUCCAGGAACAGAGGGCUCGCGUUUAAUCCACACAUAUUCUCCAUCCACAGAUAAUACAUCUGUGGUUUUUGAAGGAAAAUCAAGAGUUGGACUUGGUGGAAUGGAAUCAAAGGUAAAAGCAGCAACAUGGGCUGUUCAGAAUGGUGUAUCAGUUGUGAUAUGUAAUGGUACAGAAGAAAUGGCCAUUUUGAAUAUUACCCAGGGCAAACAAGUAGGCACUUUCUUCACCACUGCCCAAGUCACAGGAACCCCAGUGGAAUUGCAAGCUAUGCAAGGUGAUUUCUUACAUCCAUUUCUUUGA
This is a messenger RNA of Acanthosepion pharaonis, 1125 nucleotides long. NCBI's taxonomy places the organism in Eukaryota, Metazoa, Mollusca, Cephalopoda, Sepiida, Sepiidae. The record is from the annotation of a GenBank genome assembly.